Molecule: messenger RNA, 898 nt
Organism: Perkinsus marinus ATCC 50983
Lineage: Eukaryota; Perkinsozoa; Perkinsida; Perkinsidae
Exons: 2
Coding region: 37-261 (74 amino acids)
Source: RefSeq, a predicted model, not a curated record
AGCUUUCAUCAUUUAAGCAGCAAUCGCUGCUGUAGUAUGUAUUUCCCGCGCGUUCUUGUGAUACUUCUCCUUGUCAUAUCGAUGAUCACCAAUUGUUAUAGCGUGGAUGUCUCGUCUAAGACCAAUUCUGCUUAUGAUGAAGCUACUAAGGACCUGGAGAAAUUUUUGGGUUCUCUGAAACUGAAGAAGUCUACUGUGAAAAACGAUGUUGCCAAUCGUUCGAGGAUUCUGAGGGUCAUUGAAAGCCAUGUAGCUUCAUAAAGUCUCAUGGUCAAUCACUUCGCGAUAUCGGUUUUUCCCGGAUACUAUAUAAUUCUGUUGUUAUGUGGGUUCCGAUGUAUGUCCGAGUUCGCUAAAAGACUUAAAAUGUAUUAUGUUCUAUGGUUGUGGAGUUCACUAUUGCUCGGUUGUACACGUGUUAUCAUAUGUUAAGAUAGUAUGAUAGCUUGUCAUUGAUGAUCUAUUAAUGACGAGUAUCAUGUUCUCUUCUGCUGUGUUUCACUUGUGCUCGAGCCAUUAAAUCUCAACCGUCUUCUCAUAAAGGAUGUAUUGUCCUUGGGUUCUCUCUUCCCCUUUGUGGCGAUAAGGGGCGUUCUGGUAUUGGUUCCAGGCCACCAGAACUUGAAUCUCGAAGUUAUUUCUGUUGCGGCUCGAGGUCGUUUCUGUAAGAUUAAAUAUGAUGUCGACUGAGAUGAGUGGUACGUUGUCUCGAAACAGCUUCCAAUAUUUUUCUCUUCGGUGAUUUCCAUUCGGACCUGUGGUAUCUUCUGUUGUCCGCUGUGUUGUUCUGUGGAUGAUGUAUCUCAUUCCAUCCUCUAGUUACAACCUGUAUUGGAGAUCAAGUUGUGAUUCACAACUCGUCAUUCAGUCUUCCUCAGUGUUAAUUUUAUUCUCGGGA